GACUGACAGGCGACAUGCGCACCCGCCAACUUCUCGCUUGUCGAAUUGCACGAUUUUGAACGCCGCUGUUUGACCCUCCGGACUCGCCGUAAUCGUCAAAGAGUUGCAGUGAAACAAGACGUGUUGUUUGUGACGGAAAGCCUGAGAUCCGGACCGAGGAACUAAACCAGGAAUAGGAACAGACCGGGAUUCAACCAGGAGAACAAAUAAACCGGAGGGGACACCAGAACGGAUCGGGAAGCCAGGGCAUGGCGGCCGACUUCAGCGAGCUCAUGAACCUGGCGGGCUGCGAGAUUGGCCGCGGGUCCCGGGACCGGGAUUGGGAAUCAUUGCUGUUUGAAGAGCUGAAUGAUUCCAGCUUUGAAGCUUUGAAGAACAAUCCAUUUGAUAGUGACAUGGAGGUUGAUUUUAGUUUGGAAUUCACACCCUGGGAUUAUGAUCCUUGGGGACCAACAUGCAGCUCAUCUCCAGGUAUUCCCUCUUCCAGUGAUUCAAGUUAUGGACAAACAACAUCUGAGCCUCUGUCUCCAGCUUCAAACUCUUCAGUACAUUCUCCUGCAGAUUCAUUAUUACAACAUGAAGAUCUUCUCUGCUUUUCACCACAAUCCUCUCCAGUCUCAGCAUCUAGUACAAGUAGUGACUAUUCUUCCACAGCAGAAGAGUUAAAAGUGAAGCAUUUGCCUGAAGCAAAACCUCAAGUAAAUGUUUCUUCAAAUGUAUCAAAGCAGAAACCGAUUCAACCAAAGCCCAUCUUCAUCCCAGCAUUGCCAGUUUCACAGCCGAGCCCAGGGCUAACUGGGAAAACCAUUAUAAUUAAACCAAUUCAAACAGUCAUGUCCAUUCAAAAACAGAAGCCAAUUAGAAUCUGUCCUGCUCCUGCUGGUCACCCUGUAGUGGUUUCUCAGCCUCCAGUCGUGCAGCUUCAACCACAAAGUGUUCUUAAUUCCCACCCCAUUAUAAAUGUGGAUGGAGGAACCAGUACCAUGGGUACAGUACCAGUGAGAAUACUGACAAAUAACAACAGCUGCAUUAUGAAUGAAAAAUCUCCAUUGACAAAAACAGUUAUUUCAGCAUCCACACAUAGUGAUAAGAAGCAAGAUUUAAGUGCACUAAGACGACAAGAAAGAAUGAUUAAGAAUCGUGAAUCAGCAUGUCUUUCCCGAAGAAAGAAGAAGGAAUAUUUACUGAAUCUGGAGCACAGGCUGAGGUCUGCACUUGUUGAAAAUGCCAAGCUUAAGAAUGAAAAUGGUUCUCUUCAAAAACAGCUCCAGGAGUUGAUGUCCGAGAAUCAGCAAUUAAAAGUUUCUGCUCCAAGAAGAAGAGCUGCAUGUGUCAUGGCAUUGUUGGUGUUCAUAGCAUUCAGUUAUGGUCCCGCAAGCAUAUGGGAAAGAGACUCCAGUGCUCUGCAGACUACUGUCAGAUCUGCCAUCCACAACAGGCAUCUAUUGGGAUUUUCUGAUGAAAGUGAAGCUGAAGUUGAUCAGGAAACACUUACUGAAGGCAGCAGUUACAGAAAUGGGAUUUCAUUUUCGGAGAAGAAAGAUCUAAUGGUGGUAAAGAAGGAGCCUCUUCUCUUUGUCCAACGAGCAUGUCAACCUCAAGUCAAUAAGACUGAAUCACUUCGGCUUGCUGAUGAACUUCGUGGGUGGGUCCAUCGACAUGAAGUAGUCAGAGACAAGUUGAGGAAAGGAUACAAGAUGCUUCAUAAGUUGAAGACUGUACCGAAACAUGUGGAGAAGAAGACUGAUGUAGCCCAUUAUGUUACAAGGAAGUACAUAGACGUCGAUGAGAAAAACUCAGGGAAUGAAUUGCAAGUUUAUUAUGUGCCAGACAGACAUUAUCCAAGCUUCUUUGAAGCCAUCCGUAGAAGAGGGGAUACAUUUUAUCUGAUAUCAUUUCGGAGGGAUCAUUUUUUGCUACCAGCUAUCAGCCAUAACAAGACAACCAGACCAAAAAUGUCUCUUGUUUUACCAGCAAUGAACAUUGACGAUCAGUUUAUCAACGAACCUAAGGAUCAUGAGGUAAUGAUGCAGAUUGAUUGUGAAGUAAUGGCCACCAGGAUCAUUCACAUCAAGACAUCAUUGAUACCUGCCUUUCUACGAGAACACCAGGAAAACCGCACAGCAGCAUACCAACAGCCAGGACCGGCACCAGCACCACCUCACACUGCACCACCUAUCAUUACAGAGUCUGCCCAAGGGACUGAGUUUAAAAUUUACCAAUAGUGUGGUAUUCACCUGAGAACAUUGUACUGUAAACUACUGCAGGUCACUGUUUCCAAGGACUCGUUCAAUGCAUUUGAAAAUAAUAUGAUUGGAUGGAAUUUUUUCAACUUAAUUUAAUGUAAAUUCAGAUCAAGCUAAUUUGAAACUAACUGCGUGAUUCUGGCCUGUUUAAAACCUUGUUUAGAAUAGAUUUUACUUCUGAAUUGUUGCAGCCAUGGGCUUUGAAAGGUGAAAUGCUGUGAGGGAAUCAAAAAAGGUAAAAGCAAUAGGCUGUAGCAUCCUCAAUCUUUACAAAAUAACGUUACCACAGUAAGCACAUGUUCAUUGAAAUUUUGGUUUUGAAAUGUGCUUUAUAAUCAAAACUUGCUUAAAAUGGAUGUUCAUAUAAGUGCUCAAAAAUAAUUCAAUUGAAAUAAACUUUAAAUAAAUAACUAUUUUUGGGUAGACCUACCUCUCACUGAGCCAAAAAUUCAAGUCACAAGAGCCUUUUUCUCUUUGAGCUAUAAAACCUAUUGCUUUUACUGAUGGGAAACUUGGUGGUUGUAGUUUCGAUUUGUUGCAGGUGUGUUGUUAAUUUUUGCUGGGUGAGUGUUCUCCUGAAGAUGUUACUCACUGACACUCUUGGGCUGACAUUUUUUCGUGCAUACCAGAACUGUGGAUCAUUCAAGAAUUUUGCUUAAUAAUCUGCAUAAACUCAUUGAUUAAAUAACAACUCACUUCACAGCUGUGAGGGUGAAACAAACUUCUGGAAAAUGUAUUCAUAUAUAAAUAUAUUACUUCUCCUUAAUCACAUCAAUGACCAUUACCAUGAGCUUAGUCUCUGCAGGCCUUGUUACCUUGUCUGAUGUACUUGAGCUUGUUGUUCACGCUCAAGUCUGUACACAAAGUACAAGCUGUUUGGCAGUUGUUGUCUAUCAUAGACAAGCUCCUUUCUGCAUAAUGUAACGUUUCAUUACCGGAUAUUUUAUUGAAUUUGUGAUCGUGGGCAUAGAUCAUACUAGCUAAUUUCUGACCUCUGGAUCCUGGCAGUUAUGAAACAAUGUAGUCACUAUUCAUCACUAUUUGGCUCAUCACUGACCAGAAAUCAAAUCUAGGCCUUUAUGGCUCUGCACAGUGAAUAUUUUAAUGCAUUCUUGGUCAUUGCAUUGUGGAUCUAGAUCAACCAUUUACAUGCCUUUUCACUUCAGUGUUCCUUCUGCAAUCAAUAACUGAGACUGCAAUUAUUUGUGAAUUAUUCCAGUUCACUGGAAUUCAGCCACAUAGUGAUCAGGCACCAGGGAUGUUUGAAAGAGAAUCACUGUUUGUGAGUAGUUGAAAACGACCAUGUCCUGAACAGUGGCCAAAACCUCCAGUAAUCAAAUUCAACUGGUCUCAUUUCGGUGUGAGGGAACACCAGUAAGGAUAACGUGCUACUACUGAAGCCAUAGGAACUCUCAGUUUAUUUUAGAGGUGAAGGCCACAUAAUUUGCAAAUGUCUCCAGGCUUGUUAAAAUAGUAGCCUGUCCUACAUUAAGGAUUUGUUCUUUGUUCCUUACAGUUUGUGACUGUAAGUCAUUUUAAAGAAUGCACUUCUGUUUUCAAUGUUCCUACUCUCUUCAUUUAUAUAAUUUAUUUUGUGAUAUUAGUUAUUUUUUGUUACUUCUGGAGAAUUGUGAAAUUGCAAACAUUUCUGUACGCCAAUAAAUUUGUUAUUUAUCUUCUCAA
Hypanus sabinus (Atlantic stingray) is the source of this 3929-nucleotide messenger RNA. It is a transcript of the gene atf6, whose product is annotated as activating transcription factor 6. Gene Ontology annotation, molecular function: DNA-binding transcription factor activity, RNA polymerase II-specific; RNA polymerase II cis-regulatory region sequence-specific DNA binding. Gene Ontology annotation, cellular component: nucleus. The transcript has 16 exons. Bases 249 to 2225 code for a protein of 658 amino acids. Lineage: Eukaryota; Metazoa; Chordata; Chondrichthyes; Myliobatiformes; Dasyatidae. The record is from RefSeq and is a predicted model, not a curated record. Gene Ontology annotation, biological process: regulation of transcription by RNA polymerase II; endoplasmic reticulum unfolded protein response.